Protopolystoma xenopodis is the source of this 1341-nucleotide messenger RNA. The record is from the annotation of a GenBank genome assembly. NCBI's taxonomy places the organism in Eukaryota, Metazoa, Platyhelminthes, Monogenea, Polystomatidea, Polystomatidae.
AUGCUCUUACACGGGCCACUUGUACUUACAUCGUCGACUGGAGAGCCGAAUUCCCCCCUUGAAGAGGAUGCUAGCCAAUCACCGGCCAAAACCUCUACUGGUGCUAGUUUUGCGUCUUCCAAUGACUCUCUUCCUCUCGCCUUAUCGUCUCUACCUGGCCUCCAGCUACAUCAUGGCCAACCCAGCAAUCAUGAAAAUAUUGAGGAGCCACCUGGCAUAGGACCUCGACGAUCUGCAAAUCGUUGUUCAGACGCUGCCCAGACCCGAUUUAAGUCGAUUAUCGUACAUAGGAAUUUAGCUGGUGGAUUCACAGAGAUAUGGAUCCAUUCACCUGAGUCGCUCUUAAAGAACUCACUUAAUAUCCAGGUGCUUCAGGAGUUGACAACUGCCCUAACUCAAGCUAAACAGGACACAAAUCGUCUUGUCUUGCUGUCCGGCCUAGGUAGCGUCUUUUCUUCAGGCAUCGAUUUAACUCAUGUCACCGGCCGCUUGCCCUCUCGCCGCACUCUUCACUCACUCGAUUGGCUUCGUCGACAAUCUCACUCGUACAAUCAAAUGUGCGCGUCCUCUUGUAUUUGCACCUCAUGUUCCGCUGGUGUCUGUGGGCCCCAAACAGUUUCAAAUUUUGGUGAAAAUGUCACCGCGUCUCUCGACACCAACGGGUCUAGGGCAGGGGUUGGGGGUUCAGGCAAUAGUGCAAGCUCUUUGCUCUCCGAAGAUGUGUCAUCAGGAUGUGGCUCCAUUUACUCAGAGGGUAUUGACGACCGACAACGGUCAUUCAGCUGCCAGGGUACUGGAGGCGUGACCGUUAUUACCAAUUUGAACAAUUUUGGUGGACUAGUAGGGGAAGAGGUCGAAGUGAGUCGCAGUAGUGCUGAGAAAACUCCGGCUGGCUUGGAUAGUCUCAGUGUGAAGACGAAUGCCAGCAGCAGCUCAACUCGCGGAAGCGAUGCCGGACAGAUUCAGCAGACAGCAUCAGCCCCUUCUCCGCCACCUGUAAUUUGUCGCUGUGCCUUCUGUUUGAGUCCCCGUGGUGGCGCAGGUCUUGUACCCAGGGCUCCACUAGCUCGACUCGAUGCCGGUGCAGCAGGUGCUCGUCUGGCGGAGGUGCUGCGCACUUUCCUCCUCCACCUAGUGGAUUUUCCUAAGCUGUUGGUAGUCGGCGUCAAUGGCCCUGCUCUGGGUCUGGCCUGCGCUAUUUUGCCGCUUGCUGAUCUUAUAUAUGCAAGUGACACUGCCAGCUUCCAUCUCCCUUAUUUGCGCUUAGGGCAAAUCCCUGAGGCCGGAGCCAGUUACACGCUGUCUGCUUUGGCGGGAAUUCCUCUGGUUAGUUGUCUAUAA